Molecule: messenger RNA, 486 nt
Organism: Hepatospora eriocheir
Lineage: Eukaryota; Fungi; Microsporidia; Hepatosporidae
Source: the annotation of a GenBank genome assembly
AUGAUAAAGCUGGUAAUAACAAAGUUGAUAAUGAUGAUAAAGUUGAUAAUAACAAAGUUGAUAAUAACAGGGUUGAUAAUAACAGGGUUGAUAAUGAUGAUAAAGUUGAUAAUAACAAAGUUGAUAAUGAUGAUAAAGUUGGUAAUAACAAAGUUGAUAAUAAUGAUAAAGUUGAUAAUAACAAAGUUGAUAAUAAUGAUAAAGUUGAUAAUAACAAAGUUGAUAAUGAUGAUAAAGUUGGUAAUAACAAAGUUGAUAAUAAUGAUAAAGUUGAUAAUAACAGAGUUGAUAAUGAUGAUAAAGCUGGUAAUAACAAAGUUGUUAAUGAUGAUAAAGUUGUUAAUAACAAAGUUGAUAAUGAUGAUAAAGUUGGUAAUAACAAAGUUGAUAAUAAUGAUAAAGUUGAUAAUAACAGAGUUGAUAAUGAUGAUAAAGUUGAUAAUAACAAAGUUGAUAAUGAUGAUAAAGCUGGUAAUAACAAAGUAG